Molecule: messenger RNA, 969 nt
Organism: Sphenostylis stenocarpa
Lineage: Eukaryota; Viridiplantae; Streptophyta; Magnoliopsida; Fabales; Fabaceae
Source: the annotation of a GenBank genome assembly
AUGGCGGGUUUAUUCUCACUAGGAGGAGGUAGAGGGAACACCAACAGCCAAGAGGAAAUUACUCCUCCUCCUCCUGAUACCUUAUACUGGUAUAACAACAACAAGAAUGAAGAUGUUUCCUCUUAUCACCGAGGUGGUGGCUUUGAGCUAUGGAACCAGCAGCAGUUACAACACCAACAACAACUCAUGGGUCAGGGCCCUCCACAACCGCGUCCUCUCUUUCACCAAGAUCUCUACUCCGCCUUGGGGGUUGGGCCCAGCAGGCCUAUCUCUGAUGAUCAGUCGUCAUCGAGAUCCGGCUUCAUGCUGGGAGGAAGUGGGAGUGGAAGCGGUGGAAUUAGCUGUCAGGACUGCGGAAACCAAGCGAAGAAGGAUUGCCCUCACAUGCGGUGCAGGACAUGCUGCAAGAGCCGUGGCUUCGAUUGCCAAACUCAUGUCAAGAGUACUUGGGUACCUGCUUCACGCCGUCGUGAGAGACAGCAUCAACUCUCCACCCUGCAACAAAACAUGGAAACUUCUGGAGACCUUCCCAAAAGGCAGAGAGAUAGAGAUCAUAAUAACCCCACCUCCUCUUCUCCUCUUGCCUGCACUCGUUUACCUUCGAACCCCUCCUCCUCAGGGUUAGAGGAGGUGAAUUUUCCGGCUGUGGUGAGAUCUUCUGCAGAAUUCAGGUGCGUACGUGUGAGCUCCAUGGAUGACGCGGAGGACGAAUAUGCAUACUCAACUGCUGUGAACAUUGGAGGACAUAUGUUCAAAGGGAUUUUAUAUGACUAUGGUCCAGAAGGUAACAGUAGUUACGCCGGUGGUGCUGGUGAAAGCUCUUCCACUGGUGUUGGAGGGUUGAACCUCACUACUGGUGCCGUUGUCUCUGAGCCACUCCUUGAUCCAUCUUCUUCCUUGUAUCCAGCUCCUCUUAACACUUUCAUGCCUGGUAGCGGUACGCAAUUCUUCCCUCACCCACGAUCUUGA